UUGCUUGUCACCUCACAAGCGCCUACCUACCGUGAUAUAAUAGAAGUAUCUCAUGUGUAGAAUUGUAGAAGGCUCUAGAGGUUCAAGAUGGCCGGUCAAUUCCUUUUAACAGGGUUAUUUGCUGCUACGCAGGCAUUUGCCCACACGGCGUCUCCGUAUGAUUAUAUCGUUAUAGGAUCGGGUCCCGGUGGCGCACCGCUUGCGGCCAACUUGGCACGAGCAGGAUAUCCGACGCUGCUCCUCGAAGCAGGCGAUGAUCUAGGAAACAACAAAAACUACUCGGAUAUGAUCAACUUUAACCUCGCGGCUAACGACGAUAAAUCACGAUGGGACUUCUUCGUGAAACAUUCUUCGGACGAGGAGCGCGAGGGUAAAUAUGAGCACAUGACGUGGCGUAAGCCGGAUGGGUCCUUUUACGUCGGCUUGGAACCUCCGGAGGGCUCCGAGCAACUCGGCAUUUAUUAUCCUCGCUCGGCCACUUUAGGGGGUUGCGCAAUGCACAACGGUGGCGUAUGCGCACUGCCCUCCGAUGACGAUUGGGAUGCGAUUGCUGAGAGUACCGGUGAUGAGAGUUGGUUGGCGAAGAACAUGCGGCAAUACUUUGAAAGGAUAGAAACCGCACACUAUGUACCAGCCGAUACUCCUGGGCAUGGGUACAGUGGCUACGUUAACGUGACAAUCAGUGACCCAACAUUUAUGCAGCAAACAUCUGAUGUGCAAGAGAUUGCGGGCAACAUUAUCAAAGCAGUCGGUGGCGAUGUAACACGGGAUAUCAACGCACUUGAUCCCGACAGAGACCUAGCCACGGGCGUCUUCGGUCUCGCCAGUCACGCGGAUCCCAAUGGACACAGGGUUGGGUCCAAUACUUACCUCCGGGCGACGUUAGAUGACCCAGCCGAAUACCCACUGACUGUGCAGCUGCAGAGUCUCGUGACCAAAGUCCUGUUUGCAGAGGAUACCGAGGAGCCCACUGCGAUCGGUGUAGAGCUUAUACGAGGACCCUCCCUGUACAAGGCCGACCCACGUUACAACGGAACCAAAGGGGAAGUCGUCCAGAUAUUUGCCAAUAAAGAAGUUAUUGUUGCCGGCGGAGCCUUCAACUCACCCCAGAUUCUAAAACUCAGUGGCAUUGGCCCUGAAGAAGAGCUUAAAAAGUUUAACAUUCCCGUCGUCAAAGACCUUCCUGGGGUGGGCGAAAAGCUCGCAGAUAACUAUGAAGGUGGCGUGCUCGCACUAGCUAGCAAGCCGUUGAACGGAACAUCGGGCCCAAUCGCGGUGCUGUUGAAGACACCAACAGCGCGCAAGAAUCGUAAUAUUUAUGGGUGGUGUAAAUCCUUCUCAUUCGAGGGGUUCUGGCCUGGAUUCCCGACGGAAUACGGGCCAGCGCAGUAUGAAUGCGCCUUCGUGCACAUGAACUCGCGGUCACAGUCGGGCUACGUACGCCUACGUUCUAGCGACCCUCAGGAGCCACCCGAGAUCAACUUCAACUUCUUUGAGAAUGGAGAGGACGAGGACCUCACAGAGAUGCUAGAUGCGGCGAAAAUAUUCCGAGAGGCCAUUACUUCCGUGGGUGAGCCCAUUGGCCCUUUCAACGAGAAGCAUCCAUGUCCCGGGACGAAUCAGAAUUGUACUGACGAGGCGCAAAAGGAGUUCCUCAAGCUGCAAACAUACUCGCACCACGCGGCGAGCACGUGUGGAAUCGGCCCUGCAGACGAUGAGAUGGCGGUCUUGGACUCCAAGUUCAGAGUCCAUGGUGUAAAAAACCUGCGCGUGGUUGAUGCAUCUUCUUUCCCUGCCGCGAUUGGUGCGUUCCCGGUCUGUCCUGUUUUCAUGAUUGCUGAGAAAGCGACGGAUGAUAUUUUGGGGGACGCUAAGGCAGGCUAGAUAGAUGAUAUAGAAUUAAUUAGAAGAGGCCUAAAGUUGGUCAGUGAAAUGAUGGAAUAUUACGGCCAGUUGAGCCAUUAUGCAUAUAUAUGAGGGAUACAUGUAUG
Molecule: messenger RNA, 1991 nt
Organism: Hypoxylon fragiforme
Lineage: Eukaryota; Fungi; Ascomycota; Sordariomycetes; Xylariales; Hypoxylaceae
Product: putative GMC oxidoreductase
Exons: 1
Coding region: 88-1884 (598 amino acids)
Molecular function (GO): oxidoreductase activity, acting on CH-OH group of donors; flavin adenine dinucleotide binding
Source: RefSeq, a predicted model, not a curated record